GCCCCCCCUGCGGCCCGCGGGUGGCGGCCGCGCAGGCGCCCUCGGCCGCGCGGGCAGCGCUCCGCGGGGCGGCAGCGCUCCAAGGGGCGGGGCGCCCCCUCGGCGUCGGCGGGCCUCGGCGGGCGGGCCGGGAUGCUCGGGCCGCUGCGGGGCGCGUGCGCCCCAGUUGCCCUGCUCCUGGCGGCCGCGGGGGCAGCUGGGCAAGGCUACGACUGCCACACCGGCCAGCCGCAGGCGUGGCCACAGGCUCAGAAGGACGUCUGCUGCAUCAUCCUGGGCGUUGGCUGCGCGUACGUGAAGCCGACUGGGCCGACCACGACCCUGCCGGGAACAACGGUGACCAUUUACGACUGCACGAUUGGCACAGAGAAUUGGGACGUUCAUCAGCAGAACUGGUGCUGCGAACACUGGAACAAGGGCUGCUCUGGCUCACCGCUUGGGAAGAAUGACUCCCAGAGCGAAGGCCAGGAGGCUGGCUCGGAGAAGCGCCUCUACGACUGCAACAAGGACCUUGAGCAGUUCAGCACCAAGUGGAGCCAGACCAAGCAGGACUGGUGCUGCGCGCACUGGGGCAAGGGGUGCAGCUCCACCGUGGACCUCGUGCAGGAUGGCGCGAGCCAGUUCGAGUGCGAGGAGGGCCUCAUGAACUGGCACAACGGUUGGUCAAACGCGAAGAAGGUAUGCACCCGGCAGCCCUUUUGGAGGAAUGCUCCGGCUCAGGGAGCGCAGCUGUACAUAGGCAUAGUCCGCAUCAACCACGCAUUUCUGUGA
Molecule: messenger RNA, 771 nt
Organism: Prorocentrum cordatum
Lineage: Eukaryota; Dinophyceae; Prorocentrales; Prorocentraceae
Source: the annotation of a GenBank genome assembly